AUGGAUCUCAUCUCUGCUUGUCAACGGGCGAUGACUCCUGUGGGUUUGGAUGACAUGGUGGCAGACCUGGCCACUAUGUCUCCAAACGCCACUGCAGUGGGAUCACCGGGCAUCUCCGUGGCAACCAGACUCCUAAUCUUGCUUAUCUGUGUGCUGCUGGCUGCCUGGAACCACACAGACAAGAAAACUGUGCCAGGUCCGUCUUUCUGUCUGGGUUUGGGGCCACUUCUGUCAUAUGUGAGGUUCAUCUGGACUGGCAUAGGCACAGCCAGCAACUACUACAACAACAAGUAUGGAGACAUUGUGAGAGUCUGGAUCAAUGGAGAGGAGACACUCGUACUCAGCAGGGCAUCAGCGGUGCACCACGUACUAAAAAAUGGGAAUUACACGUCACGUUUUGGGAGCAAGCAGGGACUCAGCUGCAUCGGCAUGAACGAGAGAGGCAUCAUAUUCAACAACAACGUGGAGCUGUGGAAAAAGAUUCGCACCUACUUCUCCAAAGCCCUGACAGGUCCGGGCUUGCAGCAGACAGUGGAGGUCAGUGUCUCCGCAACACAGACUCACCUGGACGACCUGGACGGUUUGGGUCAUGUGGAUGUCCUCAGUUUGCUGCGCUGCACCGUGGUCAACAUCUCCAACAGACUCUUCCUGGAUGUACCUGUCAAUGAAAAAGAACUGCUGCUGAAGAUCCUCAAGUAUUUUGACACAUGGCAGACUGUGUUGAUCAAACCUGACGUCUACUUCAAGUUUGACUGGAUUCACCAGAGGCACAAGACAGCAGCCCAGGAGCUGCAAGACGCCAUAGAAAGUCUUGUAGAGCAGAAGAGGAGAGACAUGGAGCAGGCAGAUAAGCUCGAUAACAUAAACUUCACUGCAGAGCUCAUAUUUGCACAGAACCAUGGCGAACUGUCUGCAGAGAACGUGAGGCAGUGCGUGCUGGAGAUGGUGAUCGCAGCACCAGACACCCUGUCCAUCAGCCUCUUCUUCAUGCUGCUGCUCCUCAAACAGAAUCCAGAUGUGGAGCUGCAGCUGCUGCAGGAGAUAGACACCGUUGUAGGUGAGAGACAGCUUCAGAACGGUGACCUUCAAAAGCUGCAGGUGCUGGAGAGCUUCAUCAAUGAAUGCUUGCGCUUCCACCCUGUGGUGGACUUCACCAUGCGUCGAGCCCUGUCUGAUGACAUCAUAGAUGGCUACAGGGUACCGAAGGGCACAAAUAUCAUCCUGAACACCGGCCGCAUGCACCGGACUGAGUUUUUCCUCAAAGCCAAUGAAUUCAGUCUGGAAAACUUUGAAAAAAAUGCUCCUCGCCGUUACUUCCAGCCGUUCGGCUCGGGCCCUCGCUCCUGCGUUGGCAAGCACAUCGCCAUGGUGAUGAUGAAAUCCAUCCUGGUAACGUUGCUCUCCCAGUACUCUGUUUGCCCCCAUGAGGGCUUGACCCUGGACUGCCUCCCACAGACCAACAACCUCUCCCAGCAGCCCGUUGAGCAUCAGCAGGAGGCUGAACAUCUCAGCAUGAGAUUCUUACCCAGACAGAGAGGAAGCUGGCAAACACUCUGA
Molecule: messenger RNA, 1557 nt
Organism: Epinephelus moara (kelp grouper)
Lineage: Eukaryota; Metazoa; Chordata; Actinopteri; Perciformes; Serranidae
Gene: cyp19a1a
Product: aromatase
Exons: 9
Coding region: 1-1557 (518 amino acids)
Molecular function (GO): oxidoreductase activity, acting on paired donors, with incorporation or reduction of molecular oxygen; heme binding; monooxygenase activity
Source: RefSeq, a predicted model, not a curated record